GCGGAACCUUUCACCGCUCUGAGAAACAGGAAAUGCGUUCAAUUUGCGUCGCACGAUCCGGAAGUUGGCUCCUGGAGUCACAUUGAAGAUUGAAACUCCGGUCACAGUAAUAUAAGGACCAGUUACCAGCCAAUCCAUUCCUGAUGACCGUGAUUCGAUGAUCAUUAACAAUGUUUGCCUCAAAGGUUGUCCCUCGUCUCGGCUUAUUACACAGAGCAUCUUGUGCACUUCAAGCUCAUCGAGAAAUUUUGAACGGAUGUCUACAGCCGAUAGUUCCUGCUUACUACGCUUCACUACCACAGAAACUUAGAAACUACUCAACAGCUGCAGACAACACAUCUCCUCCACGAUGGAUCCAACUUGAGCCAGAACUGGAUGAGGCUUUAGUGCCACGUAAGCUGUCAGUAAGUCCUCUGGAGAGCUGGCUCUCCCUGCGCUACUCCCUUCCUCCCCUGCUGGAGUCUGCUCAGGCACAGGAAGACACAGAGCUCCUAGAAGAGAAGGUGCUGCCACCCCUCUCUGUUCCUGUUUUGGAAGAUGGGGAGGGCUCAGCAACACCCCUCCAAUGUAAAAAUGUUCUAGAGAUCCGUCGGCGGAAGAUGAAUCGACAUAAAUAUAGGAAGCUGCAAAAACGGACUAAAUUCUUGAGAAAGAGAGUCAUGAUGGGCAGGGGGAAGAAGAAGCAGAAACGGUUUGAGGCCGAUCUGAAGAGGAUUUGGAAACGAGCAGGACUGAAGAAGGCUCCAGAAGGAUGGAAAACACCUAAGCUUUUCCUCAAACAGCAUGGGAACAAGUGAAAACCUGUGAUUCGAGUUUGUGUCACAUCCUUCACACUGGUUGGCUCUGCACACCACACUUCACUGUUAUGGUUAUGGCUGCCAGCGUUCUCUGUUUUCUGUUUAACAAAAGCGUGCUUCAGUGAUGAGGCCAUAUUCCCAGUGUGUGGAGUUAUUUCUAGUGUGUAAAUAAGAUAAUAAAGAUCUCUCUGCCAACUCCCAAA
Molecule: messenger RNA, 1000 nt
Organism: Mugil cephalus (flathead mullet)
Lineage: Eukaryota; Metazoa; Chordata; Actinopteri; Mugiliformes; Mugilidae
Gene: aurkaip1
Product: aurora kinase A interacting protein 1
Exons: 4
Coding region: 171-797 (208 amino acids)
Biological process (GO): mRNA processing
Cellular component (GO): mitochondrion
Source: RefSeq, a predicted model, not a curated record